AUGUGUAGGUCACUGCGCUACUGUGUGAGUCAUUGUCUCUACGCAGCAAUGACAAGGCUAGAGGAAGCAAACAGAGAAGUGAACAUGCAUUCAUCAGUCAGAUACCUUGGCUAUCUCGCCAGAAUCAACCUGCUGGUUGCCAUUUGCAUGGGCCUUUAUGUCAGAUGGGAAAAAACUGCGGAUGCGCUGAUUUUGGUAAUAUUUAUUCUGGGGCUCUUUAUUCUUGGAAUUGCCAGCAUACUGUACUACUAUUUUUCAAUGGAAAAAGCCAGCUUGAGUCUCUCCAAUCUUUGGUUUGGUUUUCUGCUUGGCCUUCUCUGUUUUCUUAAUAAUUCUGCCUUCAAAACAGACAUGAAAGAAGAAGCUACUAAAUAUUUGCUCCUCUCUGCCAUUGUCUUAAGGAUAUUAUGUGCUUUGGUUGAGAGGAUUUGUGGUUGUAUCCAUCAUCGACCGACUUUGCUGACAACAGUUGAAUUUUUGGAGCUAGUUGGAUUUGCAAUUGCCAGCACAACUAUGCUGGUCAAAAAAUCUGUGAGUAUUAUUCUGUUGGUCAUUGCUUUGGCCAUGUUGAUUAUUGACUUACGUAUGAAGUCUUUUUUGGCAAUUCCAAAUUUGGCCAUUUUUGGAGCCAUUGCAUCCUUACUCUUUUUUCCAUCGCUGGAAAUCCCCACGAACCCCUUUGCCUUGGCGUGUUUCUUCAGCUGCUUGAUUUCAGAUCCCCUUCUCGACGUUUACUUCAGUGGACUUUCAGUUACUGAACGGUGGAAGCCCUACUUGUUCCGUGGUAAAAUCUGCAGGAGGUUUUCUGUCAUCUCCGUUGGAGUCAUUGAACUGAUUUUUUUCAUUCUUGCAGCUUUUAAACUGCGUGAUUUGGAUCUUUGGUAUUUUGUGAUACCCGGGUUUUCUAUUUUUGGAAUUUUCUGGAUGAUCUGUCAUGUGAUUUUUUUUAUAACUCUGUGGGGAUUUCAUACAAAACUAAAUGACUGUCACAAGGUGUAUUAUACCCACCGUGCAGAGAACAACAGCCUUGACAGAGUUAUGGCAUCGAAAGGAAUGCGUCACUUCUGUUUAAUUUCAGAGCAGCUAGUAUUUUUCAGCCUUGUCGCCACUGCUGUUCUGGGGGCUGUUUCUUGGCAGCCAACCAAUGGGAUCUUCAUGAGUGCGUUUCUCAUCGUUUUGCCACUGGAGUCCAUGGCUCAUGGGCUUUUCCAUGAGCUGGGGAACUGCUUGGGAGGAACGUGCGUCGGGUAUGCGGUUGUGAUUCCCACCAACUUCUGCAGUCCUGAUGGCCAACCAACUCUUCUUCCACCUGAGCACGUGCAAGAGUUAAACGUGAGGUCCACCAGCAUGCUGAACGCCAUCCAGAGGUUCUUCGCCUAUCACAUGAUUGAGAUGUAUGGUUGUGACUACUCCACGAGCGGAAUGACCUUUGACGCCCUGCACUCCAAGGUCAAGUCGUUUCUUGAACUUCGGACAGCAGACGGACCCAGACACGAUACCUACAUUUUAUAUUACAGUGGUCACUCACAUGGCACUGGCGAAUGGGCGCUGGCAGGGGGUGAUGCUCUACGACUUGACACACUGUUGGAGUGGUGGAGAGAGAAGAAUGGCACUUUUUGUUCUCGACUCAUCAUCGUUUUAGACUGUGAAAACUCUCAGCCUUGGGUUAAGGAAGUAAGAAAAGUAAACGAUCAGUACGUUGCCGUGCAAGGGGCAGAAAUGGCCAGAGUUGUAGACAUCGAGGAAGCAGACCCCCCCCAGCUUGGUGACUUCACCAGGCAAUGGGUGGAGUACAACUGUAACCCCAACAGCAGCAUCAGCUGGUGUGAAAAAGGGCGCACGGUGAGAGCGGCGUACGGAGUGUCGAAGCACUGGAGUGACUACACCUUGCACUUGCCAACGGGGAGCGACGUUGCCAAGCACUGGAUGACGUACUUCCCUCGCAUCACCUACCCACUGGUACAUUUGGCAAACUGGUUCUGCGGGCUCAAUCUGUUCUGGGUCUGUAAGGCAUGCUUUAGGUGCUUGAAAAGACUGAAAAUGAGCUGGUUUCUUCCCACAGUGCUGGACACAGGUCAGGGUUUCAAACUUGUCAAAUCCUAA
Merops nubicus (carmine bee-eater) is the source of this 2103-nucleotide messenger RNA. RefSeq names its product transmembrane protein 168 (gene TMEM168). Lineage: Eukaryota; Metazoa; Chordata; Aves; Coraciiformes; Meropidae. The transcript has 4 exons. The record is from RefSeq and is a predicted model, not a curated record. Bases 1 to 2103 code for a protein of 700 amino acids.